UUAUUCUUGAAAAAGUUGCCUAUUAGUCGAUCAUGGAGCUAUUAUCUACAAGGGGAAAACGUCUUUUAUGUGUAGUAUGCACAUUGAUUGCAGUCGUUACUAUUGGACUUCAAGUUUGUGCAGAAGAUUAUGAUUACAGCUUCUCUAAUGAGUGUUUGAAAAAUCCUCUAAAGCCUCAAUACAAUGGAGGAAUGGUGAUCAACCCAGAGUUUAAUAAUGGACUGCAUGGCUGGUCUGCUUUUGGAAAUAAUCAUGUGAACCUAACCAAGGGAAUUUCUGGGGACAAUAUUCCAAACAACUUCAUCAUUGCUUCUAAUCGAAAGGACCCUUAUGAUAGUUUUUCUCAAAAGUUUUAUUUGAAGAAAAAUAAUCACUAUACAGUUUCAGGUUGGAUACAAUUAAGUGAAGGCCAAAGUGAUGUAUCAAUCGUUUUCAAAACACCAAGUGGCUACAAGCAUAUAGCUUGGGUUAUUGCUCGAUCAGGCUGUUGGUCCAUGUUUAAGGGGGGCAUUGUUGCUUCUGCUUCUGCUACCUUUGAAUUAUAUUUUCAGAGCAACAAUACCCAAACUGAAAUAUGGGCUGAUAGCAUAUCAGUAAAAGAAUUCACCCCAGAGCAGUGGGCAGCUCACCAAGUUAAGAGUAUUGAGAAGAUACGCAAAUCAAAGGUAGCGUUACAAGUGGUGGAUUCGAAAGGGAAACCUUUACCGAAUGCGACGAUCACACUUGUACGAGGGAAGCCAAACUUUCCAUUGGGGUGUGCUAUCAACAAGAACAUCUUGAACAACAAUGCCUAUCAAAACUGGUUUUUCUCGAGGUUCAAGUACACAACAUUUGAGGAUGAAAUGAAGUGGUACACAAACGAGCCUACUCAAGGCCGCGAGGACUAUUCUGCCGCAGAUGCCAUGCUUAAGUUGGUAAAAGGUCGAGGCGUCAACGUUCGAGGCCAUAACGUGUUUUGGGAUGACCCUAGAUAUCAACCUUCUUGGGUCAAUAACCUGGCAACCAAUCAAUUAUGGAAUGCGGCUACUGCAAGGGCGGGUUCGAUCAUUAAGAGAUAUGCAGGGCAGUUAAUCCAUUGGGAUGUUAUGAAUGAAAACCUUCACUUUACAUUCUUUGAGGGCAAGCUUGGUCCAGAGGCUUCUGCUGUUUAUUAUAAAAUGGCCAACUCAUUUGAUUGGAAGGCAACCCCUUUCUUGAACGACUAUAACACCAUUGAACAUAAGGAAGAUCCCUUAUCAACCCCUAGCAAGUACCUUGGCAAGAUAGAACAACUUCGAGCGCAAAAAUAUGGUGGUCCUUUGGGCAUCGGACUCGAGGCUCAUUUCGACGUGCCCGACUUGGCAUACAUUAGGACCGCUAUAGACACACUUGCUAGUUCAAAGUUUCCUAUUUGGAUUACCGAGUUGGAUGUUUCACCACGCCCUGAUCAGGCACAAUUGUUGGGACAAAUUUUGAAUGAGCUUGUUGCUCACCCGGCUGUUCAAGGCAUCAUAGUUUGGUCUGCGUGGAAACCAAAUGGAUGUUACAGAAUGUGUUUAACCGAUAACAACUUUAAAAACUUGCCAACGGGAGAUGCCGUGGACGGGCUCCUGAAAGCUAUGAGCAAUGAAGGUAUGGCAGGCAACACAUCAAGUGAGGGCUACUUUGAAGCUUCACUCUUUCAUGGUGAUUAUGAAGUGAAGGUUGAUCACCCGUCUUUCGAGAAAUCAAUGACUCACACCUUGGGAGUAUCUUCAACCGUUGGCGAUCAGAGAACGCUUCAUUUCAAAGUUCUUCAGCACUAAUAAUUCAUACUUUAUUCAUAGUUUCAUGCCUAGUUUUAGACUUUUUCAAUAACGUUUAGAUUAAAAUUUUAGCAUUAAAUUGUUAGAAUGAUAUAUCACGAUUAAUUUUAUUAGAGUAUUUUAAUGGAAUGAGAGUAUAAUUACCUUUGCAA
Molecule: messenger RNA, 1936 nt
Organism: Cuscuta europaea
Lineage: Eukaryota; Viridiplantae; Streptophyta; Magnoliopsida; Solanales; Convolvulaceae
Source: the annotation of a GenBank genome assembly